AUGAGAAGCACCUCGGCGGCGGCAGCAGCUCCGGCUCGGACGACGACGAGCCGCGCACGCCGCGCAUCGGCGUCCUGCUGCUGGUCUGGAUCCACGGGUGAGUCCGCUGCGGCGGCACAGAGCGCCCUGCCUCUGACCUGCUUCACCAGCUUCAAGGGCUCGGCGACGUCGACGUUCGGCGACUUUCCCGCACGCCUGGCACACAUGCUGCAGGCCUCGCACCCGCACGUCGCCGUCGCGUCUGAGAUCUACCCGACGUACGACACGCGCGGCUCGCUGGCGCGCGCCUCGGACGCGCUGCUCGAGUGGCUCACGACACGCACCGUGGAGCUCGAGUGCAAGCCGGCGGUCGACGCGGCGGGCGUCGAGGUGCCGGCAGCGCGCUCCGGGCGCGGGCUGGGCGCCGGCUCGGUACGCCUCAUCCUCUGCGGGCACUCAAUGGGCGGCCUCAUCGCCGUCGACGCCGCCGUCAGCUCGGCCAGCUCGGCGCCGCCGGGCCCGCACCGCCACGACCAGCUGUGGCCGCGCAUCUGCGGCGUCGUCGCCUUUGACACGCCCUACUACGGCGUACACCCAAAGACGUUUGCCAACGCGGCAAGCAAGUACGGCAGCUACCUCAAGACGGCGCACAGCAUCGGCUCGCAGCUGGCGCCGCUGGGCGCCAGCCUGGGCUUCUGGGGCGCGUCGCAGGCCGCCGCCGCUAGCUCCUCGGCGCGCAAGGUCAAGGACACGCCGCCGCAGGAACAGAAGAAGGCCGCAUCGGGCUGGUCCACGGCGCUGCUGGCGGGCAGCGCCGUGGCGCUCGCGGCGGGCGGCGCGACCGCCGGCAUGUGGUACGGCGGCGGCUACGACUAUCUGAAGGAGCACAUGCUGUAUGUCGGCAACCUGUGGGACGAGGAGGGCCAAAAGGCACGGCUAGAGCGGCUUGUCGAACAGCCCCAGCUGUUCUUCAGGGCGUUGUACAACCGCCUGCCGCCCGCGAGCGGAGCGCGCGACAAGCGCACCUUCAUCGUGCUGCCGCCCGCCGCGUCGCCCGUGGCCGACUGCUUCGAGGCCGUCGAGGAGAGCGGCGCCGCCGACGAGGUCGACGCGCACACGACGAUGUUCACGCGCUUCUCGCCGGGCUACGUGACGCUGGGCCUUCGUGAGUCUCGCGUAGUG
Messenger RNA from Tilletiopsis washingtonensis, 1161 nucleotides. RefSeq lists its product as hypothetical. The annotation marks the transcript as partial. The transcript has 2 exons. The record is from RefSeq and is a predicted model, not a curated record. Lineage: Eukaryota; Fungi; Basidiomycota; Exobasidiomycetes; Entylomatales.